Messenger RNA from Neoarthrinium moseri, 1728 nucleotides. RefSeq lists its product as uncharacterized. The record is from RefSeq and is a predicted model, not a curated record. The transcript is spliced from 3 exons. Lineage: Eukaryota; Fungi; Ascomycota; Sordariomycetes; Amphisphaeriales; Apiosporaceae. Bases 1 to 1728 code for a protein of 575 amino acids. Gene Ontology annotation, biological process: proton transmembrane transport. Gene Ontology annotation, molecular function: antiporter activity. Gene Ontology annotation, cellular component: membrane.
AUGGCGGCCUCCAUGCCAUACCAUGAGCCCGGGAUAACGGACAUCCUCGUCCUCUCGUCGUUCUUCCUGGUCCUAAAUGUUAUCAAUUCGGUGCUCGACAAAUGGCUUUAUUGCGGUCUGGUCGGUCAGGUCCUCAUCGGAAUCGCCUGGGGUACCCCCGGUGGAAAAUGGCUCUCGUCAGACCUGGAACACGCGAUCGUGCAGCUCGGGUAUCUAGGCUUGAUCAUGAUCGUGUUCGAAGGCGGUCUAUCGACCCCCAUCGGCACCAUGAAGGCCAACCUACUGCUGUCGGUAUGUGUGGCCCUCACAGGCAUCGCAGCGCCGAUGGCUCUGUCCUUCUUCCUGAGCCCCAUGGUCGGCGCCAGUCCCAUCCAGUGCUUCGCGGCCGGCGCAGCGCUUUGCUCCACGAGCCUUGGGACGACGUUCACGGUGCUGAGCACGAGCGGGCUGGUUUCCACCCGGCUAGGCAGCAUCCUAAGCACGGCUGCCAUGAUGGACGAUGUAGUAGGUCUGGUCAUGGUGCAGAUCGUGGCCAGCCUCGGUGGUGGUAACAUCGACAUCUCUCCCGCAACGGUGAUUCGACCUAUUUUGGUCUCCCUCGCAUUUGCGGUCGUGCUUCCUCUCGCCUGUCGGUGGAUUCUCAAGCCGUCGAUUGCGAAGAUCGAGGACCUGCAGAGAAGACAUGCAGACGGUCGGAUAGUUAAGGCUAUGAAGACACAGCAGAGCGUCUUCAUUGUACAGACUGCCCUCCUCCUGGCUCUUGUCGUUGGGGCAAGCUACGCUGGAGCUUCGGUUCUUCUUGCGGCGUAUCUCGCUGGCGUCAUCGGGGCUUGGUGGGAUGAGCGAAGUAUGCAAGUCAAGGCUAUAACUCAAAGCCAACCCGGUUUUCCCACGGCUGGCACCCAGGGAGUCCGAAUACCCUCUGCGGGAGAGUCGGUAGGGCGUGACAACCGAUCAGAAUCGCCGUCCAAGACAUCUCAGGUUGAUGCAGCCCAGCCACUGACGCCGAGUUCUAAUAUGUAUCACAAUUAUUACGCACCCGCAGUCGAACGUGUCCUAAAGCCGUUCUUCUUUGCUUCCAUUGGCUUCUCAAUACCUAUAAGCAUGAUGUUUACUGGGCCGGUUGUCUGGCGUGGUGUCAUCUAUACCAUCUUGAUGCUCGCGGGCAAGGCCAUUUGCGGAUUGUGGCUUGUCAGGUUUUCUAGUUCCUUCAAGGAUAUGGCGAAUAUACUGUGUUCUCCGGUCUUGUCAGGGGUCCGCGCAUCCAAAAACAGACUUCGAGAGAAGUGUCUGAUUCACGACUCGAAUAAGAAGAACAGCUUAGCCACAAAUUCCAGGGCGCAGGGGUCAGCAGUUCGCGACCAUCAAGGUCCUCUGGCGACCGUCUCUGCUACCAAGACGACAGAGAAGAGCCCGGCGAAGCCACUUUCACUGUAUCCUGCUGGUAUUCUAUCGUUUGCUAUGAUUGCUCGAGGAGAGAUAGGCUUUCUAAUCUCGUCCGUUGCGGAGAGCAAUGGCAUUUUCAAGAACUCAUCUUCAUCAACAGCUUCUGAUGAAGCAUCUGAGAUAUUUCUUAUAAUCACCUGGGCUAUUGUGCUGUGCACCAUCAUCGGGCCAUUCUGCGUGGGUCUCCUCGUCCGGAGAGUCAAGAGACUAGAGGCCGAGAGUGCAAAAGCCCAACCUGGUAAGGACAGGAGGGACGUUCUUGGGGUCUGGGGUGUUUCCUGA